Molecule: messenger RNA, 579 nt
Organism: Eruca vesicaria subsp. sativa (arugula)
Lineage: Eukaryota; Viridiplantae; Streptophyta; Magnoliopsida; Brassicales; Brassicaceae
Source: the annotation of a GenBank genome assembly
AUGAAGUUUCUUGAUUGGUUUCUUCUUCUCUUGAUCAGUUCUCUUACCAUUCUGAGAUCAGUUGAAGCUCAAAACCAAGCAGGAUUCAUCAGCUUGGAUUGUGGAUUGGUGCCUACGAACACAACUUAUGUGGAGAAGACGAACAAUAUAACAUACAAAUCAGAUGCGGAUUACAUUGAUAGUGGAUUGGUGGGGAAGAUCAAUAAUGCUUACAAGACUCAGUUUCAGCAACAGCUUUGGGCCUUGAGAAGCUUCCCUGAGGGUCAAAGAAACUGUUACAACGUCAACGUCACAGCGAACAGCAAAUAUCUGAUCAGAGGGAGCUUUUUGUAUGGGAACUAUGACGGCCUGAAUCAACUCCCUAGCUUUGAUCUUCAUAUUGGUCCUAACAAAUGGUCUUCUGUUACAAUAGAAGGAGUAGCAAAUUUUUCAAUGACCGAGAUCAUCCAUGUCGUAAAGCAAGAACGUCUUCAAGUUUGUCUUGUUAAGACAGGACCAACAACACCGUUCAUCUCGUCUCUUGAACUUCGUCCGUUGCCUAACCAGAGUUACGUCACACUGCACAAACCGGAUCUUUGA